This is a messenger RNA of Ruditapes philippinarum (Manila clam), 523 nucleotides long. RefSeq names its product ctenidin-3-like. The record is from RefSeq and is a predicted model, not a curated record. Bases 156 to 491 code for a protein of 111 amino acids. NCBI's taxonomy places the organism in Eukaryota, Metazoa, Mollusca, Bivalvia, Venerida, Veneridae. The transcript has 3 exons.
GUAUUAACAGCCUUUGGGUAAAUUCCGGCAUGUUUUGUAACCACUUUCCGUGAGCAUCAGGAAGCGGUUAUAAAACACAUGUACAUUGGUUAUAUAAAAAGGCAAACAAGUUUGAUUUUUCUGAUCACUCCGCGGGAAGAAUCCAUACUAAAAUCAUGGGUAAACUAUCGUCGUUAGCGUUUUUGGCCGUUAUGUGUGUGACCGGCAUUGCCCUAACCCAAGCCGGCGGGUAUAUGAUGGGCGGCAAAAUGAUGCCAAUGGCCUAUGGACAGCAAGGAGGAGGUUAUGGUGGCUAUGGCUUUGGCGGCGGUAGCGGUGGAGGCGGAUUUGGCGGUGGCGGUAUUUUCGGGAUGAUCAUUUUCCUGUUUGUGUUUAUAUUGAUCAUCCAAGUUUUAUUCGGCUCACUCGGUGGCGGCGGUAUCGGAGGAGGUGGUGGCGGUUAUGGCGGUUACAAAGGAGGAAAAGGCGGUGGCGGCGGCGGACACUAUUAGAAUAUUUAAACAUCCAAAAUCUGACAAAUACA